AUGGCCACUCCGUUCAAACUCGGCAGUGCGGGCGAGCUCAAGGCCCAGGGCAACCGGCUUGUCGGCCGCGGCAAGUAUGAGGCUGCCGCCGCGGUGUACGCCCGGGCUCUGGCGGCGGUGUCAGCCGGCGACCCGGAGAAGCUCGCCACGCCGCUGCUGCUCAAUCUCGCGCUCUGCCACACAAAGACCGGCGCGUUCGGCGCUGCGUUACAGGCUGCCACGCGUGCCGUCGACGAUUGCGGUCAGGCUGAUGUCCUUCUUCCAAAGGCUUUAUAUCGUCGCGCUGCCGCCCUGGUAGGCCUUGCCGAGGCCGCCCAGCCCGGCAGCGGACGGGCGUCAGCUGUCGCCCGCGCCACCGCCGACAUUGCUGCGGCGCGGGAAAUAGCCCCGGCCAAGGACGUCAAGGCGCUGGCAGCUCUGGCCGCCCGCGCUGCCGCACUCGAGCCAGCCUUUGCUGAUGGGGCUGCGGCUGACGCGGCCGCAUCCGACGACGGACCGCCGCCGCUCGAGGUCGCCGCCACCGGCACUGCUGCUGAUUCUGAUGCUGCUGCUGCCGGUGCUGCUACCGCAUCUGACGACGGCCCGCCGCCGCUGGAAGAGUCGAUUGUGGCGCGCCACGCAGUGGCGCGGCGGCGGGCUGCUGGCGGGUCUGCAGCGGCCAAGCCGUCGCCUGCGGCUGCCAAGCCGGCCGUCGCCGCGAGCGCGGACGACCUCGACUCGGACGAUGACUCGGACUCGGGCGAGUUCGAGUCUUACAUGGCAGCGACGCGGAAUCAGCCAGGUGCGGGGCUCAAGCGGGGGUUUCUUGAAGAGAGCAAGAGCGAGGCAGAUCGUGACAAGGACUCUCAGCUCAAGUCGGGCCAGCCAGCAGACAUGCUGCGAAUGAGCGACGACGGAGCGUCGGCUCGUCUCGUCAUGCCCGAAGUCCAGGCCGCCAUGCAGGACAAGUCUGGCAUGGCAUCAGUUCUUGGCUCGGAUGCAUGGGUCACGCCGCAGCUCAUGGAGCGGGUGGCGAGCGAUCCGAUUCUGGCCAAGGGCCUGACUAACCCCGCGUUUAUGGAGGCGCUGUCCGAGUUUCAGACCUCGCCACAGGCCGCCAUGGCCAAGUACGCUCACGAUCCGGCUGUCCAGACCUUUCUCCGCAAGUUUGCUGGCCUCCUCGGCGAGCACUUUGAGGCGCUCGGCAAGGCCGAGGCCGACGCGGCUGCGGCUGCGGCUGCUUCCGGCAGUGGGCAGGAGCCGCUCAUCCAAACCGUCGAGGAGCGCGAGGCUGACGAGGCUGCCCGCGCUGCAGUUCAGGAUCCAGCGGUUCGCGAGGCGAUGAUGGACCCCAAGGUCCAGGUCGUCAUCGCAGCUCUCCAGCGCGGCGACCAGGCCGCUGUCCAGGCCGCUCUGAGAGACCGCGACGUUACGGACCGCAUCCAGGUCCUCGUCCGCGCUGGCGUUCUUGGUGUUGCUGGAUGA
This is a messenger RNA of Thecamonas trahens ATCC 50062, 1464 nucleotides long. RefSeq lists its product as uncharacterized. Bases 1 to 1464 code for a protein of 487 amino acids. The transcript has a single exon. The record is from RefSeq and is a predicted model, not a curated record. NCBI's taxonomy places the organism in Eukaryota, Apusomonadida, Apusomonadidae. Gene Ontology annotation, molecular function: protein binding.